Apodemus sylvaticus (European woodmouse) is the source of this 955-nucleotide messenger RNA. RefSeq names its product apolipoprotein D (gene Apod). Gene Ontology annotation, molecular function: cholesterol binding. Lineage: Eukaryota; Metazoa; Chordata; Mammalia; Rodentia; Muridae. Gene Ontology annotation, biological process: tissue regeneration; brain development; lipid transport. Bases 52 to 735 code for a protein of 227 amino acids. The transcript is spliced from 5 exons. The record is from RefSeq and is a predicted model, not a curated record.
CCCUGAGCUGCGGGGGUGUGGCGUGCCUGACUGUCAAAGGGCAAUGGCCUGAUGCGAGCCUAUAAAGUGACUUGGGAGAAGCCAGGCAGCUCACUUGGAGGAUUCUGUGUGGAAACUGCCUUCAUCGGAUCUGAGAGGCCUCUCCUGCAGCCUCCCAGCCCCAAGAUGGUGACCAUGCUGAUGCUCCUGGCCACGCUGGCGGGUCUCUUCUCCACAGCCAAAGGACAGAAUUUCCAUCUUGGGAAAUGCCCAUCUCCUCCGGUGCAAGAGAAUUUUGACGUGAAAAAGUAUCUUGGAAGAUGGUACGAAAUUGAGAAGAUCCCAGCGAGCUUUGAGAAAGGAAACUGCAUUCAAGCCAACUACUCGCUGAUGGAGAACGGAAACAUCGAAGUGCUGAACAAGGAGCUGAGUCCUGAUGGAACCACAAACCAAGUUAAGGGUGAAGCCAAACAGAGCAAUGUCUCAGAGCCAGCCAAGCUGGAAGUCCAGUUCUUCACGUUGAUGCCACCGGCUCCCUACUGGAUCCUGGCCACCGAUUACGAGAACUACGCUCUCGUGUACUCCUGUACCACCUUCUUCUGGCUUUUCCACGUGGAUUAUAUUUGGAUCCUAGGAAGAAAUCCUUACCUCCCUCCAGAAACAAUAACCCACCUAAAAGAUAUCCUUACGUCUAAUGACAUCGAGAUCGAAAAAAUGACAAUCACAGAUCAAGCGAACUGCCCGGACUUCCUGUAAAGGGGGCGGGGAAAACCACUCCACGUUAUUUCUUUGCUUUGCGUUCUGUUCCCUGGCCCCACCCCCACUCCCCAUAGGACCAAGCAACCAUGGUGGUACCAAAGGGAAAGUAUGGCCUUAGAAGCCAGUGGAGGGAGGGGACUCAUGGAAAGUCGGCCCAAACCCAAGCAGACCCCACACUGUUGCCCUGCUAGCCCAAUAAUAAACAUUUUGCUGACCA